AUGGCGGAGCCCAACGAGCAGCGCGCGUCUCAGGCGUCCAGGCCGCCAGCUGAAUCUAACUCCGGAUGGAAGCCAGCUCUAUGCGUUGUAUUCGUUGAGCUCUUCAACACAGGAACUAUAUUGCUGGGCAAGGUUGCGGUUGAUGGGGGCAUGUUUGUUUUCUCAUUGCUCUUCUACCGAAGUUUUUUAGGUGCCUUGUUCAUCUUUCCAUUUGCUCUAAUUUUCGAAAGUGGGAAGUGGAAGGAAUUGGACAAGAAAGCUCUUGGAUGGCUCUUCAUUAAUGCUUUUGCCGGGUAUUCCUUGCCAAUGGCCUUGUACUACUACGGGUUACGAGACACACCUGCAUCCUAUGCUGUGAUCUUUUCAAGUUUGACUCCUCUCGUCACAUUCGUCCUGUCCAUAUUACUUCGCAUGGAGACCCUGCACCUCAAAUCAAAGGAGGACGCUGCAAAGGUGACUGGAGCAUUGGUUUGCUUUGGUGGGGCCCUACUGAUCAGCCUGUACAAAGGAAAAAAUUUACAUCUCUGGCCGGCAAUUAUAAAAGAGAGCAUUGAGAAUUCCAAUAAAACUGCUGGGACACACCAUCUGAGGGGCACCUUGCUUUUAUUUGGUGACUGUGUUAGUUACGCAUUUUGGUACCCCAUACAGGUCAAAGUUUUAAACUUAUACCCAUGGAAGCACUGGUCGUCAGUGAUGACAUGUGUUUUAGGAAGUCUACGGACAUUUGCCAUAGGAAUAAUUAUGAGAAGGGAUAAACUUGGCUGGCAAAUUGGAUGGAACAUUCAACUGUUGACCAAUGUCUACUCAGUAAGGCUGCCUCAGAAUGCAUUUAUUUUAAGAAAUUACUUUCUGCAAAUAUUAUGA
Molecule: messenger RNA, 864 nt
Organism: Setaria italica (foxtail millet)
Lineage: Eukaryota; Viridiplantae; Streptophyta; Magnoliopsida; Poales; Poaceae
Product: WAT1-related protein At1g68170-like
Exons: 6
Coding region: 1-864 (287 amino acids)
Cellular component (GO): plasma membrane
Molecular function (GO): transmembrane transporter activity
Source: RefSeq, a predicted model, not a curated record